GGUAAUCUCUUUGGAAUUCAUCAAGUAUAAUUUUGAAGCUGAAGGUGAAAGAAAUUACAUUAUGCAAGUCGUUUGUGAAGCUACUCAAGCUGAUGAUAGUGAAUUACGAGCCAGUGCAUUUGGAUGUCUUGCUAGAAUCAUGGCCUUAUACUACCGUCAUAUGUCUCUUUACAUGGAAAAGGCAUUAUAUGGAUUAACUGUAUCAGGAAUGCAAAGUUCUGAUGAAAGAGUUGCCUGUAUGGCUGUUGAAUUCUGGUCAACUGUUUGUGAAGAAGAAUUGGAAAUUGCAUUACAAAGACAAGAAUUUGGUUUAGAUCUUGAAAAUGUUCAACAAAUUCCUCCAGAAUUCACUUCAUACAAUUUUGCUCUCGUUGCUGUUCAAGAUGUCUUGCCUACACUUUUAACUUUAUUAACUAGACAAAAUGAAGAUCCUGAAGAUGAUGAUUGGUCAGUUGCCAUGGCUGCUGGUGCAUGCUUACAAUUAUUUGCUCAAAAUAUUGGUAAUUAUGUCGUUGAACCUACUUUGAAUUUCGUGGCUGCCAAUAUCACCAACCAAGAGAACUGGAGAGCCAAAGAAGCUGCAGUUAUGGCCUUUGGCUCUAUCUUGGAUGGUCCCGAACAUGAGCAAUUGAAGUCAUUGAUUACUCAAGCAUUACCACCAAUUCUUAAUUUAAUUAAUGAUGAAGCAUUACAAGUUAAAGAGACCGUGGCAUGGUGUCUUGGUAGAAUUGCUGAUGUUGUUGUUGAUGCCAUUGACCUUGAUACUCAGUUAUCUCCAUUAAUCCAAGCAUUAACUUCCGGAUUACGCGAUCACGCUAAAGUUUCCACCAAUUGUUGUUGGACAUUGAUUAAUUUGUUGGAACAAUUAUGUCAAGAACAAUUGGAUACUAACAUUAUGUCACCAUAUUAUCAAACCAUUAUUCCAAUUUUGUUACAAAUUUCUGCUAGAUCUGAUAAUGAAUUUAGUAGUAGAGCUUCUGCUUAUGAAGCAUUGGCUACUUUUGUGACUUAUAGUGCUAAUGACACCAUGUCAAUUGUUCAAGGUAUUGCUACUGAAGUAUUAUCAAGAUUGGAAUCGACCAUCAUCAUGCAAUCUCAAGUUACAAGCGCCGAAGAUAAGGGUAAUUUAGAAGAAUUACAAACCAAUAUUUUGUCCUUAUUAACUAAUGUUAUUAGAAGAUUAGGUAAUGAUAUUGCCUUGGCUGCUGAUAAUUUAAUGGAUAGAUUUAUCAAAUUAUUGGAUGCUCAAGAAUCAAAUUCAUUAAUUGAAGAAGAUAUUUUCAUUGCUAUAUCUGCAGUUUCUGGAGCCAUUGGUAAAGAUUUCAUUAAAUAUAUGCCUAUUUUCUUGCCAUACUUGACCAAGGGAUUACAAAACACCGAUUCACCUACGUGUAAUACCACAGUUGGGUUAGUGGCUGAUUUAGCUCAUUCCUUAGGAUUGGAUAUUCUUCCAUAUUUGGAUGGACUCAUGUCUAUUUUGGGUACCAAUUUAAACAAUUCUGAAGUGAGAAGAGAAUUAAGACCGGCCAUCUUAUCAGCAUUUGGGGAUAUUGCCACUGCAAUUGGACCUAAUUUCCAACCAUAUCUUAGUUUUGUCAUGCAAAUAUGUAUUCAGGCAGGACAAUUUGAACCAGAAGAUAACUCCUUAGAUACGAUAGACUACGUGUUCAAUGUUAGAGAAUCCGUAUUAGAUUGUCUUGUUGGUAUUGUGGGAGGAAUGGCUGACUUACCUAAUGAAAUUUAUCCAUAUAUUGGAUCAAUAUUUGGUGUUUUACAAAGAGUUGCUCAAGAUAUCAGUAUGUCUAAUUCUGAUUCUGUGGCUAGAUCAGCUACUGGGUUAUUAGGAGAUAUUGCUGCUAUGUAUCCACCAGGAGAAUUUAAACAAGCAUACGAACAAGUUUGGGUUACUGAAUUUAUCAAAAGAACCAGAUCUAAUCCUAUUUUUGAUGAAAAGACCAAGGAUGCAGCAAGAUGGGCCAGAGAACAACAAAAGAGACAAGUCAAUGCUUAAUCACAAGUUCCCACCACCACCACCACCACAACCCUCGUUUCCUCUAAUACAUACUCUCUCAUUCAUUCCUCUCAUUUUGCACCUCUCAUACUUUUACACUCUCACUUUAACGUUUCCGAAAGUUAUUUAUUCAUGUUUGCUUUCCUAAUAGAAUCAAACCUCCUUUUUUGCCUUUUUUAAUUUUAAUGUCCAAUUCAUAUCCUCUGCAUAAAUAUCUUAUAUACUUUUAUAAAUAUAUUUUCCUUUAACGAAAUAUACACACCUGCUUAAUAGACGUUAUACACAAUUUCACAAUUAAUUUUAGACCUUGCAUUAGAACCAAAUAGUCGUAUCAUGGUUGUGAUGUGAAUUUCAGAUUAUACAAUAAGAAAACUGACUUUUAGACUGUUCGAUAGCAAUAUGCGCAAGUAUUUUUCCACCGCAAUCGGUCCAAUCGAACGGUUAAAAGAAGCGAAACAGGGUUGGUAUCCAACUCCACAACUAACUACAGAUCACAAAACAAUGAACCCAGAAUGGAUCAUACCACUGAAAAAUUACCUCCCGGGGAAAAUUCCCAAGUAAAGCCCAUCAGAAAACGGUUGCAUUGCCAGUGACAAAUGCAGUAAAGAAGCCUUGGACGCGUGGCAAUGC
Spathaspora passalidarum NRRL Y-27907 is the source of this 2641-nucleotide messenger RNA. Its product is annotated as karyopherin beta. Gene Ontology annotation, molecular function: nuclear import signal receptor activity. The coding region runs from base 62 to 2011 and encodes 649 amino acids. Gene Ontology annotation, cellular component: cytoplasm; nucleus. Gene Ontology annotation, biological process: protein import into nucleus. The transcript has a single exon. The record is from RefSeq and is a predicted model, not a curated record. NCBI's taxonomy places the organism in Eukaryota, Fungi, Ascomycota, Pichiomycetes, Serinales, Debaryomycetaceae.